Manihot esculenta (cassava) is the source of this 834-nucleotide messenger RNA. RefSeq lists its product as uncharacterized. Lineage: Eukaryota; Viridiplantae; Streptophyta; Magnoliopsida; Malpighiales; Euphorbiaceae. The transcript has 2 exons. Bases 1 to 834 code for a protein of 277 amino acids. The record is from RefSeq and is a predicted model, not a curated record.
AUGGAUCGACUGGCCAUUCAAUCCUCUCUUGGGAAGGCACUUGAAUUAGAGACACACACCCCAGAAUCUGGAACAAAACUUACCCGGUCUGGGAGUACUUCUUCAUAUACUCCUAAACUGGUUAAGCUAGACUUCCCACACUUUGAUGAGAAGGAAGACCCCACAAGCUGGAUUUGCAGGGCAGAGCAAUUUUUCCAGUUCCACCAAACACCGGAUGAAGACCAAGUUGAGAUUGCCUCAUUCCAUAUGGUGGGAGAUGCACAAUUAUGGUACCAGUUACUAAAACAAGAGAAUCUAGUGAUCACAUGGGCUGAUUUUAAAGAAGGAUUUUUUUCGCGGUACGGUCCUAAUCAACUCAUAGAUUAUUUUGGGGAAUUUUUGAAGCUUCAACAACAUGGUACUGUUCAAACAUACCAAUCUCAGUUUGAGAAAUUAUUGGCUAAAGUCGAACACUUAUCACAAGCACGGCAAGUUGGCUGUUUUGUCAGCGGAUUAAUCCCAUCCAUACGAAUAGAUGUGCAGGCCAAUCGGCCGAAAACCUUAUCAGAGGCCAUAGCGCUGGCACGACUGUGCAAAAAAUUGUUCUCCAUACAGGCAGUCUUAGCAGAUAGUGAUGAAGAUACCAACAUGGAGAUUGAGGAGCAGAUUCCUACAUCGGAAAUUCCGGCAAUAUCAUUACAUGCUAUUGCGGGGUUCGAAGGACCAGAAACCAUGCGACUUAUUAGGAAGGUGCUUGGCUUGGAUGGAGUAAUUUUGGUAGAUUCAGGCAACACCCAUAAUUUUGUCAGUGAACAGUAUGCAAGGAAGGCGGGGCUUGAGCCAUCGAUGAGAUAA